Messenger RNA from Diospyros lotus (date-plum), 1440 nucleotides. Its product is annotated as WD repeat-containing protein GTS1. The transcript has 8 exons. The coding region runs from base 54 to 1226 and encodes 390 amino acids. NCBI's taxonomy places the organism in Eukaryota, Viridiplantae, Streptophyta, Magnoliopsida, Ericales, Ebenaceae. The record is from RefSeq and is a predicted model, not a curated record. Gene Ontology annotation, molecular function: protein binding.
AAACCCGUAUUUUGAAGCUUCAGCUUCUGAACAGACAGAGACGGGAAGGGAAGAUGGAGGUUACACAGAUGGAUGUGGAAGAACCACACCCCAAUGCUCUUACCAAUUCAAAUAACUUCAACCGAUUUGCACUCAAGAACAGCAUCCAGACUAACUUCAGAGACCACUACGUCUUUCAAAUCGUUCCCAGGGAUGACUGGACGUCGAUGGCUGUGUCUCUGUCGACCAACGCUGUAAAGCUCUAUUCACCGCAGACAUGUCAAUACUUUGGGGAGUGCAAAGGCCAUUCUUCGACUAUCAAUCAGAUAUCCUUCUCUGCUCCAUCAUUGACUCCGCAUAUCUUGCACUCGUGCUCUUCUGACGGUACCAUCAGAGCUUGGGAUACUAGAUCAUACCAGCAGGUGUCUUGUUUAAAUGCUGGUUCUUCAGAAGAGGUAUUCUGUUUCUCGUUUGGAGGGCCCGGUGAUAAUCUUCUUGCCGCUGGGUGCAAGUCUCAGAUAUUAUUCUGGGAUUGGAGAACCAAGAAGCAGAUUGCCUGCUUGGAGGAAUCUCACAUGGAAGAUGUUACUCAGGUUCACUUUGUUCCUUCCCAUCAAAACAAGCUUCUAACUGCUUCCGUAGAUGGGCUAAUGUGUAUCUUUGAUACUGGUGGAAACAUCGAUGAUGAUGAUCACCUGGAGUCAGUGAUUAACGUGGGCACUUCUAUUGGAAAAGUGGGGUUCUUUGGAGAAGCAAGCCAAAAGCUCUGGUGUUUGACGCAUAUUGAGACCUUAAGCAUAUGGGACUGGAAAGAUGCAAGAGUUGAGGUGAACUUUGAGAAUGCCCGUUCCUUGGCUUCUGACAGAUGGUCAUUAGAUCAUGUUGAUUAUUUUGUUGAUUGCUAUUGCCCGGGGGAUGAUCGCUUAUGGCUAAUUGGCGGAACAAGUGCUGGCACCUUGGGCUACUUCCCUGUGAAUUUCAGAGGACCAGGAGCGAUUGGAUCUCCAGAAGCUGUUCUCCAAGGCGGUCACACAAGUAUUGUAAGAAGCGUAUUGCCUAUGUUAGGCAUGCCGGGUGGUGCAACCCAUAAUCGAGGCAUCUUCGCGUGGACGGGCGGCGAGGAUGGCCGUCUAUGUUGUUGGUCGUCUGAUGAAUCAUCGUCCGAUGCUAGUCGUUCUUGGAUUUCAAGCGAACUAGUCAUUAAGCCGCGCAAAACUCGCAGGAAAAGCAGGCAUCAUCCCUACUAGCGACCUUGAUGCUUACCCGUUGAUGUUUUCUGUUUCAAUUGCAGUUGAGCUAUUUUGGUGCGUUAUUUGUACAAUACAUGUAACGAUUGAAGAUGAAAUGUUUCACGUAAGGAAUAUGGUAAAUCAAGCAUCACCAAAACUCGUUCCAUGUGUUUAGAAGACAUCUUAAGAUUACGUGGUGUUAUUCAAAUAAAAUAUAAGACUUGUUUUUCAA